GUCACGUGGGGAGGCGCGGGGUGCCUGACGGGAGCUGGCUGGGCUGAGGGCUGAGGGCCGCGGGGCCGGCGCCCGCCGCGAGCCAUGGGGCUGCCGGCCGCAUAGGGGCCAUGCCGCCCGGGUCCCGGGCCUGCCCCGCUCCGCGCCGGGAUGGUGAACCUGGCGGCCAUGGUGUGGCGGCGGCUCCUGCGGAAGAGGUGGGUGCUCGCCCUGGUCUUCGGGCUCUCGCUCGUCUACUUCCUCACCAGCACCUUCAAGCAGGAGGAGAGGGCAGUGAGAGAUCGGAAUCUCCUCCAGGUUCAAGACCACGAUCAGCCCAUCCCAUGGAAAGUGCAGUUUAACUUGGGCAACAGCAGUCGGCCCAGCAACCAGUGCCGGAACUCCAUUCAAGGGAAGCACCUCAUCACGGAUGAACUUGGUUACGUUUGUGAGAGGAAAGAUUUGCUGGUAAAUGGCUGCUGUAACGUCAACAUCCCUGGCACAAAGCAGUACUGCUGUGAUGGCUGCUUGUCCAAUGGCUGCUGCAGCGCCUAUGAGUACUGUGUCUCCUGCUGCCUGCAGCCCAACAAGCAACUUCUCCUGGAGCGCUUCCUCAACCGGGCAGCUGUGGCAUUCCAGAACCUCUUCAUGGCAGUCGAAGAUCACUUUGAAUUGUGUUUGGCUAAAUGCAGGACCUCAUCCCAGAUGAAGAAAUGGAGUGAAGUGACUUCCCUGGGCCCCAUGACGGAACCAAAACAAGACCUUCAUCUCCGGCGCCGGGUCCACUGUCCUUCCCACCACGCCUCGCCAGCUCCAACGCUGACUCAUCUGUAAACACUCCUCUGAGAGCAUACAGAUCUCGGUUGUCCAGGCCAGCAGAGGGGAGAGGUGGUAUAAGUAGCCAAAUUGGGUCAAUAAUCCAAAGGUCAUUUUCAUUCAGCCCUGGAGUAUGUUUUUCUGUACUCCUAAGAGGCAUGUUCACUGUUUUGGAAAGUCACGGUACUGCAGACUCUGUAACGAAGCCACCCAAGGACGUGGAACGUCAUGGGCCUCCCCAGGCUUCUAGCCUGGACCCCUCCCUGCUCCCCUCUCUGGUUUGUUUCUGGCUCCUUCGACUGAAGGUUUCCAGAAUUAGGGACCUUGUCAUAGUUUUGUAUGCCCAGAGCUUAGCAAAGUGCGUGAUACACAUCGGAUUUUAAGAAAAGAUCAGAGAAGGAAUGAAAACACCUUUAGUUUAGAAGAAAAUUUUUUAAAUUGUUAUGUUUGGGGUGAAAGGUAGUUGGGUAAUUCAAAGCAUUUCCCUCAGUUCUGAAUCUUAAUUGCCAUGCUCGUUGCUGGAGCAAUAAAGAUAAGCUAUGUUCUAACAGGGAAAGAAGCAUUCUGUAGAAAAAGGCGCUGCCUCCACAGGGCCUGGGACUUGGGGUGGCCCUGGACCUGGCGACGCUGGGGCUGGCAUCGAAGGGCGAGCUCAGCAGCUCUUGGAAAAGCAGGGGAUAGGAUUUUAGAGCAGGGUUUGCAGUUUUUGGCCUGCUCCCGGAGCUGACUUGGAGGCUGUCCAGGGAGUGCCUCAGUUGGUGAGGCUGCAAAGGCGCUGUGGGAGCCGUGUGCAAGGUUCCGAGCAAGCUGUUCCCAUCGUUGGGAUUUGCAGGUAGAUUGUAAAUGAACAGAGAUGUUGCUUAUUUAGUCUACUCUUUUUUUUUUUUUUUUAAUGGUUAUUGGAGUAUAGUUAUUUUACUCUGUUGUGUUAGUUUCUACUGUUAUUUAGUCUACUCUUCACAGGCUGGAGAGAAUUCGGCCUCGCAGUCAGUAACUCCUACUUAUUAAGGCAUGGCCUUGGGUAGUCUUUCCUCUUCUGAGUCCCAGGCCCUGCUCUGUGAUAUGGGAUCGCAUCUGCUCCUCGUGGGGUUGUUGUGAGGUGUUGGAGUGCGUAAAGGCCCAGUGCUGGGCAUGAAGUCCACAUCUGCAGUCCAGUGGGGGUCUGACAUCACGUAGUUGGCAACGUGGGGAUGGGUGGGCCCCUUGGGUGGAAGGGUGGCAACUACAGAGUUCUAGGUAUUAUUUUUACAACUAUUUUUAGAAGAACUCGUGCUAAAGAUAAUUUUUAAAAUGCAGGUAAUUCAGAAAUGUGUCAAGAUGAAAGUAAUAAUGACCUAAAAUCAUGCAACCUAGAGAUCAGCCCGUUUUUUUUCUCUUCCCUCAUGACUUUCUAGGCAGAUAUGAGAAUACUUUUUCUUCUUGAAAGCAAUCCUCUGAUGGACAUCCUUCUAUGUGACAUAUAGGCCUAUCUAAUAAUUUUUAGUGACCACCUGGUGUCGGUUUCAUGGAUACACCGUAAUGUUAUUAAUCCCUGCUGAGUUCAUUUAGCUUAUUACUUUUUUUUUUUUCUUUUUUGGCUGCUACAAAUAAUGCACUGAUGAUAUGCUUUCACAUACACGUUUGUAUGUUUAUUUGAGAAUGAUUUUCACCAAUUUAUACUCCCACCUAAACUAUGUGGGGAGUGGGACUUCCCUGGUGGUCCAGUGGUAAAGGAUCCGCCUUACAAUGCAGGGGACGCAGGCUUGAUCCCUGGUCAGGGAACUAAGAUCCCACAUGCCGUGGGGCAACUAAGCCCGCGCGCCACAACUACUAAGCUCGCAAGCCUCAACUAAAGAGCCUGCAUGCCGCCAACUACAGAGCCCACACGCACUGGAGCCUGCGCGCCACAACUAGAGAAGAGAAAACCCGCACGUCACUACUAGGGAGAAGCCCGCGCACCACAACGAAAGAUCCCGUGUGCCACAACUAAGACCUGACACAGCCAAAAAUAAAUAAAAUAAAGUAUG
Messenger RNA from Eubalaena glacialis (North Atlantic right whale), 2801 nucleotides. RefSeq names its product SREBF pathway regulator in golgi 1 (gene SPRING1). The record is from RefSeq and is a predicted model, not a curated record. Gene Ontology annotation, biological process: positive regulation of SREBP signaling pathway. The transcript has 5 exons. NCBI's taxonomy places the organism in Eukaryota, Metazoa, Chordata, Mammalia, Artiodactyla, Balaenidae. Bases 151 to 813 code for a protein of 220 amino acids.